This is a messenger RNA of Trichoderma reesei QM6a, 627 nucleotides long. RefSeq lists its product as uncharacterized. The transcript is spliced from 7 exons. NCBI's taxonomy places the organism in Eukaryota, Fungi, Ascomycota, Sordariomycetes, Hypocreales, Hypocreaceae. The coding region runs from base 1 to 627 and encodes 208 amino acids. The record is from RefSeq and is a predicted model, not a curated record.
AUGCCGACUAGGUUGGUAGCUGUCGAGCUUACUUUGAGGCUGGCGAUGGGCUCAGCAAACGCGCAACGGCUCAGGUCAGUUGCCCGUCUGUCAGCAGCACGCACGUACCGAUGCUGCGGGUCCUCCCAGCCUGCAUGUGCAGAGCGUGAGAUGCGGGAUUCGGGCCCUUUCCAGUCGGCAGUGACAACGGGAUGCGAAGUUCGUGAGAGAUUCCCUCAGACGAUCAAGGCGAGCCGAUAUCGAAUGAUGGCCCAGAUGUCCGACGACAAGGGGGUGUGCGGAGGGCAACCUGGAGGGGUGGGAGUCCAGUGUCGGCAAGCUGAUACAUGGGACAUUCACGCUCCUAGCGUGUUCGAUAGACAGCCGUUGAAGGAGACGGUCCAGACGGAGGCGUGCAGACACGGGCGUGGGAGCAGGUGUAGCCGUAUCAGUAGAUCAACCAAGCUCGUGAAACAGAGGCGGGUGCGGAUGACGGCGUCUGAGCGGACUGAGGAGCGCCUCAUGCAGUCUGAGUUGGUAAUCUCUCACGCACCGUCCAUGUACAGUAAGAGACGGGAAACAGACCGUUUGGCCGGUCUCUGUCGAGGUUUCGAUUCAGCUCGGAAGCGAUUUGUCGCUCCCGCUUGA